AUGGCGCCGAGGAAAAGAAAUGCACAAAACGCCAACAAUAAUAGUCAAAACCAAACGAAGAAAAAAGGAGCAAAGCGACAAGAUGAUAAGAGCCAAGAGGUCACAGAAGUGGAAGGGAUUCCGCUGUCAUAUCUUUCACUUAUCCUGUUUUUCGCUGCAGUCAUUGGAGUUGCACACAGAAAUCAUUUAGCAGGGAUGUUUGAGAGGGAUCGUCAUUUUUCACAUCUGUCCACUCUGGAGAGAGAGCUUGCUUUUCGUACUGAAAUGGGACUGUAUUACUCCUACUACAAGACUAUGAUAGAAACCAAGACAUAUCAAAAAGGACUGAAUAAGAUUAUGUAUGACAACAUCACAGAGUAUCCACUCACGAUCAACACACUGAAACGAUUCAAUUUGUACCCAGAGGCUGUUUUGGCAAUAGGAUAUCGGGCUUAUGAGAGUUUCUGGACUGGUCUGAAUAAACCUACUAAACAGUGCUGGACUGUGAACCGGGGAGAAGGGAAAACACCUGUACAGAGCUGUGAAGGUCUAGGAGAACCAUCCUAUUUCUACAUAGAAAAUGUGUUUUUUCUCAAUGGAGUAAUGAUGAGUGUGUUCUUCCUCUUUGGUACCUACUUGAGUGGUAGUGUUUUUGGAGGAGUGUUGACUGUUGCUAGCUAUUUCUACAACCAUGGGGAGUGCACCAGAUGUAUGUGGACACCACCCCUGAGAGAAAGCUUCGCCUACCCAUUCCUGGUCAUCCAAAUGCUGCUCGUAACACAUAUUAUUAAAUUACGUAUUCCAAGUUACCGAUACAGCGGCCUUAUUGCCCUCAUCACUGUGUGCUUCAUGUUGUCUUGGCAGUUUGCCCAGUUUGCACUCCUUACUCAAACUUUGGCUGUGUUUGCUACGUACGCCCUUGGUUACAUUGGUUCACAUAAGGUCAAGGUCAUUAUGAUGGGUCAGCUGACUGGACUUCUCUGUAGUUUCAUUGCUUUAUUUGGGAAUGAGAUGCUUUUAACAUCUUUUUUCACAUCUUGCGUUAUAACAGUCAUGGUUGUCGUUAUCUUGGAGUCACAUCUUGAGAAGCUGAAUUACAAAGUUUUAAUACUGGCUACACAAGGUGUCCUGCUGAUUCUGGGUACUGUUGGACUGAAGAUAGCCCUGUCUAGACUUUUCAGUACAGCAGAUGAUGCACACAUAGGAGAUAUAUUCCGAAGUAAAUUCUCAAACUUCAAGAAUUUCCACACAAUGUUGUAUACCUGUGCAAAGGAGUUUGACUUCAUGGAAGCAGAGACACCUUGGAAAGUUCUGAAGACCUUAUUGGCUCCUUCAGUGGGUGUAGCUGUAUUGACUGUAGUAUUCCAGUUACUGAAAAGAGAAUAUAAAGUGUGGACUAGCGAUACAAAUAGUGGUUCUGACGAUGGCGAGGAGGAGAAUGAAAGUCAGCAUAGGGGCAAGCCACAUGCUGAGCUGGUGUAUCACCUGUUCCAACUGUUAGCCUUCACAGCCAUGGCCAUUCUUAUCAUGCGACUGAAGCUGUUCUGGACCCCCCAUAUGUGCCUCAUGACCUCACUUUUAGCCUCACGACAGUUGUUCAGUUGGAUCGGCAGUAGAGAGAGACAGCUGGCGAUUGUGGUUCUGGUGUUGGCAGGCAUGAGUGUGCAGGGAAUCCAAAACCUACAACACCAGUGGAGCAUUAUGGGAGAAUACAGUAACUACCCGUUAGAGGAACUGGUGGAAUGGAUUCAGGCUAAAACACCAAAACGUGCUGUAUUUGCUGGUCCUAUGCCAACAAUGGCAACUGUUAAACUGUGUACAGGCCGACCAAUCAUCAACCACCCUCACUAUGAGGACGCUGGAUUACGGGAGAGGACAAAGGACGUUUAUACUAUGUACAGUAGAAAACCUGCUGAAGAAGUGAAAAAGAUUCUAAAGAAACGAAAGGUUCAAUACGCCAUUCUGGAGGAAUCUUGGUGUAAUAGACGGUCAGGCGUGGGAUGUUCUAUGCCAGAAAUCUGGGACAUUGAAGAUGAGGUGAAUCGAGGAAAGCAGCCAUUAUGUCAGAAACUUCUAUUCAAUUCUGAACCUCACUUCAAAAGAGUGUUUAGGAACAGUGUGUAUCAAGUACUAAAAUUAACGUAACAUUAGUAAGGCUCACACAGACUGAACAAGGCAUAAUCAGGACGAAUACAGUCCAGUCAGUGUGGCGUUGGGGGAUUGGGAACAUUUCAUCCAUGUAAAAAAGUUGUUUACAUUCUGCAAUUUUUCCUCUCUUCUGAGUUCUCAAUUGAAAAGCUUUGACCUCUUUUUCUAGUGUCAUAAAUACUGGUAGUAGGGAUGUGUGUAACAAGAUGAAGUUCUGUAAGUAUUGAGUGGUAUGGAAUUAGGUAGUUAUGCAAUAUAUACUACUCACAAUUUGAUAGGGAUCACUUAUUUAUUUAAUGUAUAACGGUAUCUAUUUUAAGAAUAUAUUCUACAGUUCUAUUUAUACAUAUUUCGGCAUUAUAAGAUGAAGAUAUAACAACACCAAGCGAAGAAUAACAGUAUUAAUUUGCUUCAAUGCUCAUUGUACACAGAUACCCAGAAAAUCGCAAAUUACGACAAAAGGGGCGAAAAAUUAAGUCCUACAAAACAGUGUCAUUCAGUGAAAAAUACAGUAUCGAGUAUAACGUCCUCGAGCAUCAAUUAUGCUCUGGCAGCGGUGGCGCAUGCUUCUGAUCAAGUCUCAUAUCCGGUUUUGGGGAAUACUUGUCCAAUCAGCGACUAGAGUUCCUGAUGCAUUCUAGGUUGGAUGUUUCUCGCCGAAACAGCCUUCUGAAGCAUGUCCCACACGUUUUCUAUAGGAUUGAGAUCUGGAGAUUGGGCUGGCCAAACCAUCCUCUCAAUUGUUUCCCUUUCCAGAUACUGUUCAGUCACACAAGCUCUGUGUGGCCGCACAUUAUCGUCCAUAAGAAUGAAUUCCGGACCUAUAGCACCAGCAUAAGGCCUGACGUACACGUCCAGGACUUCGUCACAGUACCUCUGUGCAGUCAAACUGCCAGUAAGGAACAGAUGAAGGUCGAUCUUGCCUUGCAUGCUAAUGCCACCCCAAACCAUAACAGAUCCACCACAGUAUUGGUCAUGUUGGGAAACGUUAGCGGCAUGGAACCUCUCAUUUGGUAGUCGCCACACCCUGGCACGUCGGUCAGUGAAAUCUAAGCAAAAUCUAGACUCGUCUGUAAAAAGACGGGGGACCAGUCAUGGAGGUUCCAAUUCACAUGAUCACGAACCCAAGCAAGUCUAGCUUGAACAUGUCGUAACGUCAAAGGAAUUCUCACAGCAGGUCUGCGCGACCUUAAAUCAGCAUCAUGAAGUCUAUUUCUCACAGUUUGUGUGGAGAUACGAGUUCCGGUGGCAUUCUGGAAGUCAUUACGUAGUGACGUAGCGUUGAUGAACCUUUGACGUCGAGCUGCAAUAACAAGAUAGCGGUCUUGACACUGCGAGGUAAGUCUUUCCCGACCCCCACCAUGUCUUCUGGAAACAGUUCCAUAAUUUUGGUAACGAUUCCACAUACGGGACACAACACUCUGGGGCACACCAAGGUCAUUGGCCACCUCCCUUUGUGACCUACCAGACUGGAUCAUACCAAUGCCCCUGUCCAUAUCUGAAGUGCUUAUACCUCUUCUAUCCUGCUGUCGAGACAUUUUGAAACCAUUAAAAUUCAAAAUGUAAAGCAAAAAGCGAGAUAUUCUGCCACUUGGGUAUUGAUGACAAUCUGCAUGUAGGAGGCUCGUGCAUGCACACGUGAAGUGUAGGCGUUACAGGUGACUUAACACAUAAACACCCGAUACACAUAGACCUUGGUACAGAUAUAAAUCAACAAAUAUAAGGAAUACGUAUUAUUUUAUUUUAAAAGAAAAUUUUGUUAAUUAUUAGGUGUGAUCCCUAUCAAAUUGUGAGUAGUAUAGUUAGAUAUAACGUGUCUUCAAACAAGAAAUAUGAAAGUAGAGGAAGAUUCAGUGAAAUGUUUGUGACCUAAAAAUCACUAAUGCACUAGGUUCCUUGCUUAAACAAGCUUUUAUAAGCUUUAACGAUACUGUAUGACAUCAGUAUUACAGCUACAGGACCUUUGGUUUACUGAACUUAAGCUUUAACGGAACUGUAUGACAUUAGUUUUACAUCAACAGGCCCUUUGGGUUACCAGACUUAAGGUUUAACCAUACAGUAUGACACCAGGUUUAACCAUACAGUAUGACACCAGGUCUAAUCAUACAGUAUGACACAGGUUUAACCAUACAGUAUGACACCAGAUACACAGCUAAUUGUGGAGAUCUGAUAUUUUCUAUUUGCUUCAAUUAUUUCACCUUUCAGUACAUGUAGUUUUAAUUUAUAAGAUGUUGGUUUGGAGGUUUGCAUUAGUUUAAUUAACACCAUUUAGCUGUUUAGUGAUGUAGACACUAGUGUUAAGAUACCUUUUAGUUUGUUUGAUGUUAUGUCCUUUUGGAUCGUUGUGUCUUUCACUGGUUGAUGGCCCUAAUGACCUUUUAUGUGUUGACGGGCCGUUAAGAAUGUCAUAGUGUAAUGUAAAGACACUAGAGUAAGGGUGGUUCUUUAAGUCAACUUUAUUCACUAUUGUUUUGAUAAUAUGAUAAAUAUGCAAGGCAAUUGUACCCAUAGUCAUAAAUAAAGCAUUCAAGGUAAUUUCAUUGUUAGUGAUGGUCUCAGCUAACGCAGUAAACCUUUGUCUAUCACCUGAGAGCUAAUAACGGACUAGAAAUCUGUAAUUGUGGAUGUUAGUAUUCUAUAUUGGUCAGUAAGAUGUGACUGUUGUGAUAUCUGUAUGACAUGCUGGAUAUAUAGUCAGUGGUAUCCAUAUAGUAUUACCUCUUCUCAACAUCCAACAGGUCCUACAACUGCCACAAAAUCUAUCUAAUGAGAAAUCUUUACACGUUGGAAUCAGGUUUUUUUCUCAGAAAUCACAAAUGCCUUUCAGUCAUUCUCAUCACUGUGAUGGUAUUCCUGGAAAGAGGUUGUAGGUGUUAGACUCAAAUUUUAUUUAGGCUUAUAUUGUAAAUGUGCAAAUAAACAUAAGAAAUCCAGGAUGUCAUGAUUUUAGAUUUUAUUUAUUCUCAUUACAAAUAUGUUUUGCUUUCAUACAUUUACAAUUUUUUAUUAAUAUAUAUCCAUAACUUCAUGUACCAAUAUUUUAAGAAAACAUUCAAAGAUGUUAUGUAUUUAAAUGCCCAUAUUUACAUUUAAUGGACUUGUGUCCAAAAUUCAUGUUCCUAUUAUGGACGUGUUGAUUUCUCAUCCUGACAUUGAAUGAUUAACUGCUGAAACUUAGUGCCAAUGUUGCUCAUUUUAUCUGCGACAACAAAACCUCAAUAUAAUUGCGAGGAUGUGAGUGAUAUUAAUGACUGCCUGUGUAAGAUGAUAAAAGUAUCUCAUAAUUAUGCAAUGACUGUUAUCAUUUCUUGUAAAAAUUGUAUGUAUGACAUAUUUGACCAAGUCUGAGAAUUCCUUAUUAUUUAUGUAGUGAUGUUGAUGGACAUGUAAUGACUCAUCUUUGAAGUAAAAAUAGUCUCAUCUAAUUAUUCAUUUCCUGUCUGUACACCUGGAAUAAGUCAAAGUUUUGUAGUUUGCCAUUCAUUUUUUGUUUUUCCAGACAAAGGUUUCUUUUAAAUAGUAAGAAUGAUCCUAUUUUGUAAAGGCAAAAUAGAAAUGUACACCUGAAUAAGUUUAUAAGAACUUUUCUGCAGUACUAUGUGUAACAUUAAUCAAAUAGAUAUCUAUAUCCCUGUUAUGAUUCUUCAUCUGCAAACCUGAUACAUGUAUAUACUAAGUCUGAAAAAAUAAAGGGUACACCAAGAGUAAAACUAGGAGUAAUUAAAGAUAAUGUUGACUGUCAAUCACCAAAUCUAUAAUUAAAGUUAAAAAAGUAUACAUCAUAUAGAGUAUAUUGUAUGAGUUUCCAUUUCAUUUGAGAUUUUUGUAAUAAUUAUGAGACUCAAACUAAGAUAAAUAAAAAUAUGGUGAGGAGUUUACUAAAACUUGAUAUGAAAUUGAAACAAAUGAAAGAUUCUGUCACUUAUCUUUCUAGAUACUUUUGCAAGCAUGCAUGAAAUUAGAUCAGAAAUGGUGUUAUUCUCGCUCAUUUCAUUUUUCUUUGGUGACAUCACAAUACACCUGGUGACAUCACAACAGAAGCAAUAGAAACAUUUGUCAGUCUCAGCUCCAUGAGUUCUAAUCUUUGUCAUAACACAAUUUAUGUUACUAAACCGUGUUCAAUCACGAUUCUGCUAAGUUUUAUCACAAGUGAGAUGUGAUAACAGGGUUGCUAUAUGUUAAAUGUAUAUUUCAUUAUUUAUAAUGUUUUUCGUCUCCCAGGAGACAAAAAUAUUGACAUUAGUGAAUGGAGAUAAUUAUCAUUUUAGUUUGUUUUUGUUAGAUAAAUACGUUACACAAGUGUGCACAUUGUCACUUACACAUCGCACAUUGUCACUCACAUGUAAGUUAUCAGUCCUUGGUAUAACUGGUACAGUGUUACAUCUGUAACAUUUAGUUUAUCAUCCUCUGUUAGUUGAUAUAGGUAUCCACAUAAAAUCUGUUUUUGUUUGGUCAGGAUAAUAACAAGUUAAAGUAGUAGUCAUGAAUGAAGUUACAUAGCCAUUGUAAAGCCUGCAUUGUCUCGAUCCAAAAGUUGAGAAUCUCAUUAAAGUAACCUUAAUUGAUAACCAUAACCGUUGAUAGGACGUUAAGCAAUAUGAAAAUAAUUCAAUCGUCUCAACAUAUUAGAAUUAAUGAAAAAAGUUGAUUACUAAAGUGUUUUUAGGUUAUGAAUUACUAAAGUGUUUUUAGGUUAUGAGUUACUAAAGUGUUUUUAGGUUAUGAAUUACUAAAG
Ylistrum balloti is the source of this 6862-nucleotide messenger RNA. Its product is annotated as probable C-mannosyltransferase DPY19L1. The transcript has 22 exons. The coding region runs from base 1 to 2124 and encodes 707 amino acids. Gene Ontology annotation, cellular component: nuclear inner membrane. Lineage: Eukaryota; Metazoa; Mollusca; Bivalvia; Pectinida; Pectinidae. The record is from RefSeq and is a predicted model, not a curated record. Gene Ontology annotation, molecular function: mannosyltransferase activity.